Molecule: messenger RNA, 2352 nt
Organism: Colletotrichum destructivum
Lineage: Eukaryota; Fungi; Ascomycota; Sordariomycetes; Glomerellales; Glomerellaceae
Exons: 4
Coding region: 1-2352 (783 amino acids)
Source: RefSeq, a predicted model, not a curated record
AUGGCAGACAACCAUUCUCGUUACGGUUCUGCGCCGUCUCGCCAGUCUUCGGACCAAUCUCGGUCGCAUCAAGAGGCUUCCGAGCGCCCCCAAAGACCAGUCAUCACGUCGCUGCCAUCCCUCCGCCCUUCCAACUCUACUCCUCGAAGAUCGCCGGCUCCCGGAGGCCAGGCUCCCGACGUGUAUGGUUUUGACGAUAAAUACUCCCUUUUUAGGACUUACAAUAGCUGGCAACCGACGUCUUCUUUGGUAGCCGCCGGCCCAACUUACCCGCAAAGUCCGAGUGUUACAUCAGCCGGAGAGCCGACCAUGGCUUCUUGUAAUUCGACACAGUCAUCUUCGCCUUUUGCCUCUUCGAUCGAUCACAGCCGACGUAAAACUCACAUUUCAAAUACAUCCGCCACUCAUCCUUGGAAGCCUCAUCAAGGUGUCAUGUCUUUGCCGUCAACCCGGCAUGUGUUGAGCCCCCAGUCAAAGACUUCCGGUCCUCGUCUCGGAAGCAUCCGUACUAUUCCAACCUCGCGAGACAAAGCUGGCAACAACGCCGACUCUCAGUCUCAGGAAACAGGUGGGAGCCUAUUCGUUGAUCCAUUUGAUCCAGUUUGUGGCAGUUCUCUGGAUCGCUCUGAUACGUCCUUCCUGGCUCACUCGUCUCCUUUGAGGGUUCCAUCAUCCCCGGGCGACAAUCACAUAGGGGACCUCAGAGUCGCAGCCAAGUUGGAAAGUCGCUCAUACCGGACUGGCUUUUUCCCCGAGGCAGAGCCACUCAUCGCGCGGGACAUGGUUGUCAGCGAGGAUGGUGUCGUUGAGAACAAUCCGGCAGGGAUCCAGAUAUCGGGUUUCAUUCUCGAAAACGACGACACUGGCCCCGCCCCGACAACAGACAAGAGUGCGCGGGAGGCAAAAGCGAGUAGCAAGCACGCCAAAAGUACGAAAUCGAAGGAAUCGAGAACGAUGAAGUUGAUGGCAAGUGGCGAUGAUAUGGUCGCCACAAGCAACCGGCUCACCCAACCCUCUUCGGUCCUGGUUGAGCAUGAACAAACAGCAACGCCGCAUACCGCAGCCUCGUAUUCUCAUACCUCGCCAAACAGUUCAAACUUUCGUACAGAAGAAAUACCUCAAGCAAAGAAGGGCAAAACACAUCAUACGCCAUACGUUACCUGGUGUGGCACACAAGAGAAGGCACCGGCUACUGCAGAGAAACCCGGUGGCAUUCGCGGCUUCAAUCUGAUGUCCAACAUGGCAAUCAGAGCAUCCAAGCCUGUCGUUCGAGUCGUGGCGGUACCGAAGCACACCUCCAAGCCAGGUUCUCAAGAUUCCCGUCUGGGUGACGGUUUGAAAAGGGGCAAACCAUCGACGACAAAUUCGAGGCUGGAGCCAUCCCAACAAAGACUUGCGUCAACUGAGCCUUCUCAUUCUUCGGCCUCCGAGAAGAAUGCCACGAGAGGAACUUCGGGCGUCACUAAGGAGCACGAAACCCCGCCAAACGCGGCAUCGCGCGCAAGAGCAGGUGUGGUAUUCCCGGUCACAUCGCCAUCCACAUCAUCCCGCCAAAGCACGCCAGGCUCACAUACUUCAACAACGCAGGGUCAGAAGCCAAAGGUGUUGAAUCAACGUGGAGUGGAUCCCAGCACACUAGGGUUGGUACCAAUCAACACGUUGCCAGGUCCUCUAUAUGAGCCGGAAUUCCGUGUCGCAGAGUUUGCAAACGCGAAAUAUGCGGCCGCGAUAGAGACCGAUUCCUCGUCUCGUACUUGGGUGAACGCUAGGAUUGGCUUGAAGAUGGGCAGACGCCGUAGCCAGACGCUCCCUGAACCCAACACAGGGAAUGCUGCCAACCGUAGCCUUUCUGCAGCAUCUGCUGAGUGUCGUGACCAUGGUUUUCUUGACCCGACGAACACGUUCUCCCGCCUGACUGACGCACAUCAAGGCACUGGCACUCACCACAGUGAUAUCUUUCAAGCUAAGUCUCUAGUCAAACCCAAUGAAGAGAGCCAAGCUUCGAACGAUCACUACUGGCCUCUGUCUGAAGACGAAGCGUCUGCUCGCAACAUUCGAGAUGCAAAGUCUCGGUACGAUACUCUUCCGUCAGGAAGCCCGCGCAAAAGCAGGGCGCAAGUUCAGUCGGGAUGCAACCCCCUGAUGUCCGAGAAACAGACUGUUGAGGGUCUCGGGUAUCCUGGAAGUUGGCGUGAGAAUCAAAAACGCACAGUGACGUCUUUUCUCAGUCCAAAGUCCAUCCAGGAAGAAGAGCCAGAAAAGAAACGCGUACGGAAUGAGCGAUCCGAGCCCAAGACUGGAACGGCAAAAAAGCAACUGGCAGACCAACAUGGCCAAAUGGCCUUUUCUUAA